AUGGUCGAAAGUAAAGUGCAUCCGGCUAUCAAGCCAGGCACGCAAGCUGUUUUGGAGUUGAAAAAUGGACUCAAGUUUCACGGCAUCGUUCUGUCGUUCGAUUUGCUCCAAAAUGUUAGUUCAUGAUUGGAAAUGUCCACACCGAAUAAAUCAAUACAUUUCAGAUUCUGGUCCUUGACACCAAAGAAGUGACGGCAAGCAAGCCGAUUAUCCGUGUCUUCAAUUUGAAUCACGUCAUUUCCGUGAGAUUUUAGCACUUUCCCGUAAAUUGAACAUCAAAACAUUCAGUGCAAUCCCGAAAAUCUCAAAUCGCCAGUUCACUUUGAAGACUACGCUGCCAAGAAAAAUGAGCAGUUCACCAUCAACAAUGACAAAACCAAAACCAGAGAGCGUCUUCACAAAACGAUGAGUGAGGUUGCACCGACGCUUAUGAGUUCGCUAGUCUCUCUGCGCGGUCAGCAGGCUUUCCUGCAAUUAAAACGUACGAUCGCCGACACUCGCUGGUCUGGAGAAGACAUUCGUGUGCUCGGACUCGUUUUGGUGCACAGCCCGUACGGCGCAGAAGAUGUCAGGAAGGUUAGUGGAAUCACAAUAUGCACAUUCACAACCUGAAUUUAGGACGCGAAUGCGACGGGAUUCGACGAAACCCGCGCCACGACUGCCAUCGCCCAGGUCCAGAAGAUUCUCUCGAAGCCGUUGACCGAGUACAAAUCACGCGCUCCGCUCGAUUUCACAAUCGGAGCCACCGUCGUCAACUGA
This is a messenger RNA of Caenorhabditis sp. 36 PRJEB53466, 759 nucleotides long. The record is from the annotation of a GenBank genome assembly. Lineage: Eukaryota; Metazoa; Nematoda; Chromadorea; Rhabditida; Rhabditidae.